GCGUCCGGUAGAUUUGUACGUUUGGGAACUGCGUCCAUGCUGUCAGAGCCUGACGGCCCUUUCAUCAACCCCUCUCAACUAAAUCUUGCAAAGUACGCUGACAGGCCUGGUCUCAACAAAGUCCUGUUCGAUUAUCUCUUCUACCACGAGAACGACAUCAAGAACUCCCUCGAACUUGCAGCUCUUGCCACUCAGCCCCGAAAAGCGGUCGAAUGGCAUGCUAUCUGACGAACACAGUGUACGACUGCGAUGCGAAGACCAUAUUCCAAGCUUCUGUCCACAUCCUUCGUCAAGAUAUCCAAGCUGCCAGAGACGUAUUUUCAGGAAAGCUCCAGGACUUCAGUAGUAUUUCAGAACUUCUCGGCCCGGCAAAUCAUGAUCUUAACCAGACCGUUCUGGGAUGGUUCGACGGAAAUAACGACUUUGUCCCAGAGAACCCCGAUCACUUCUUUGACAGAGUGUUUCUUCAGCUAAAUUUUACAGAUCCCGAGAUUAUGUCGACAUGUGGUUUCCUUGAACAAGCAGGAAUCAAGUGUCAUAAUGGCUUCCUCAGUGACUAUCCCUCCGAGAUAUAUGAGAAUCGUCUCAAAAAGUUUAACGACUACACCAUGAAAGUUCUCAAAGACAACACCUCAAACAUCUGGCCUGACAUGACGCCCUGUCAGCGUACUAGCUGCAAAGUCCUCCUCUGGACUGUAAAACACAGCAACCGGUCAUUUCGCGGUCAUAUAUUCCCCAUCGAUCAGUUUUACGGGUAUCACGGUCGGUACAUGUUCCUGAUGACCGACCUAGCUGUGAUUGAAGACAGUGCUGAUAUUCAGCGCUACAUAUCACGUGUAAUUGGUGGCGGACACAAGUUCAACAGGAUAGUAGCUGACAUGAAACGGAAGGAGGCUGUGGGAGCGAUAGCACCCCGAUGCUGCCUGGAAAAAGUUGCCAGCACCAUAAAACAAACACUAUUUGACCUUCAUUCUGAGGACAACAAAUUGAUAUGUACUGCUACGGAGAAAUAUGAGGCUGCAACUGGAGAAAUGUUACCUGAGAACUAUAUCAAAGCUAUCAGACAUGCCAUUGAACUGUACCUCAUACCCGGGCUGACCAACUGUCUGAACGCUGUGCGGAGCUACAUACAGAUCUCCUCAGGUGAGGUGGGGUUGUGGAAGAUGCAGGACGGUGAGGACUACUACGAUCAUUGUCUAAGGUGGGAGACUACCACCACCCUCACUCCCGAGCAGAUAUUUAAUCAGGGUAAAAACGAUACUGAGAACACUCUGGAUAAAGUAGUUCAGGUUGUGAGGGUGAUGAAUGAAAAUGGGGAUAUGACUCUGAACAGUUUGGAUCCGCCAUCUGUAAUUUUAAGGGAUAUGUUUGAAAACAAGAAGUUUAGAUUUCAGAACGGUCCUGAGGGUAAGAAGGCAAUUAUCAAGUACUGCCAAAAUCUGCUGAAGGAGGUCUCUACAAAGGUGGACCAUUUGUUCAGGGAGAAACCAUUGGCUGCGUGUGAAGUAUCCGAACUCCCUGAAGCAAUGUCCCUGGGGGGUGCUGCUGCGUUCUACCAAGAGAGCACUCUAGAUCUCACUCGACCUGGUAUCUUCUACAUUAACACUGGCAACAUGGCAACUCACCUCAAGCCUCAGAUGAAGAGUCUAACAGCCCAUGAAUCAGUGCCUGGGCACCACUUCCAGAUCUCCCGCAUGAUGGAGAACAAGAAGCUACCGGCCUUUCGGAGACGUUACAGUUCCAGAUACGCAGGAUUUGUUGAGGGCUGGGGCUUGUACUGCGAGUGCUUGGCUAAUGAGAUUGGUUUCUAUAAAGACAAAAGCGGUUUAGAUAGCUACGAUACAUUGGGCUAUUACACGUUCGAGCUCCUGCGAUCAACUAGACUCGUUGCUGAUACAGGAAUACAUCGCUUCAAAUGGUCAAGGGAGAAGGCUAUCCAGUAUAUGAUGGAGAAUACAGGGAUGGGCAGAGAAAGAAUAGAGUCGGAAAUAGACCGAUACUGUGUUCUUCCUGGACAGGCUUGCUCAUAUAAGAUCGGACAAAUGAAGAUUCUAGAGAUUCGAGCCAAGUUAGAGAAACAAGAAGGCUUUGACCUAGCCAAGUUUCACGACAAGUUGCUAGGUUUGGGUUCAGUUCCACUGGAAAUACUAGAGGAGGAGAUGUGGAGUGGGGAGAAAGUAUAACUUUUCUUCCAUAUGGAAUGUUUUGUUCACUGGACUUGCAGUAUGAUUAUCAUGUUACCUUAGUUAAGUGACCACUUUGAUAAGGAAUAUAAGGAACUGAACCCUCCUAUGAUUUUAAUUUAAAGCUGAUGUUUUUAAAUUAUGUUUAGAUGUAAAAAAUGUAAAAAAAAGACAAUUUGGUAUAAUUCUUAUUUGAGAUUUAAACCCGUUAUAUUAGUGGGUAAUAACAUUGAUGAUUUCAACUCCUCCGACAAAAAUCUUUGUACUUGUGUCUCUUGAAGUGGAAUCUUUGCUUGUUUAGAGUUAUGAGAUUAGACUAGUCACGCAUUGGUUCUUUUAUCUUUAGAUUAUUGUGUUUUAUCUGUUUGUAAGAAGCAUAGAAAGCAUGUAAAUAGCUCUUUUGGACGAAUCUUUUCAGAUCUUUUUAUUGUUUUUACUAAA
Bolinopsis microptera is the source of this 2624-nucleotide messenger RNA. RefSeq names its product tetratricopeptide repeat protein 8-like. NCBI's taxonomy places the organism in Eukaryota, Metazoa, Ctenophora, Tentaculata, Lobata, Bolinopsidae. Gene Ontology annotation, molecular function: protein binding. Gene Ontology annotation, biological process: non-motile cilium assembly. The transcript is spliced from 6 exons. The record is from RefSeq and is a predicted model, not a curated record. Gene Ontology annotation, cellular component: non-motile cilium; ciliary basal body; BBSome. Bases 213 to 2183 code for a protein of 656 amino acids.